Messenger RNA from Carlito syrichta (Philippine tarsier), 2395 nucleotides. RefSeq names its product zinc finger with KRAB and SCAN domains 4 (gene ZKSCAN4). Gene Ontology annotation, biological process: regulation of transcription by RNA polymerase II. Gene Ontology annotation, molecular function: RNA polymerase II cis-regulatory region sequence-specific DNA binding; DNA-binding transcription factor activity, RNA polymerase II-specific. The transcript has 5 exons. The record is from RefSeq and is a predicted model, not a curated record. NCBI's taxonomy places the organism in Eukaryota, Metazoa, Chordata, Mammalia, Primates, Tarsiidae. The coding region runs from base 278 to 1918 and encodes 546 amino acids.
CUCAACUUCUCUCCUGUGUUUGGAGAGUGAGCACUUUCGCCUCAGCGUCGUUUGGGGAUACGUCUUGUGGAAUUCAGGGUGGGGUGCAGAGGAGGACGCUGCAAAGGCACGGGCUGUAGGAAAGAUCUGUGCAGCUGCGCCUCGGGGGUGCCUUGGGCAUGAGGGGAAGGGACCACUUGCAGUUUGACUGGCCAAGAGUGAUUUCCCACCUUUCAAAAAUCCUCUGAAGGUGUAAAGGUCGCAGCUAGAGUGAGGCCGAGUACUUCCCUGGGUCAGGAUGGCUAGAGAACCAAGAACCCACGCUGCCCUGGGCGCCCAGCGUGCCGAGGACCAGACGGGGCUCCUACCCGUGAAGGUGGAGGAGGAGGAAGCCUCCGCCUCGGCAGCGGAGUCGAGCGCACCCCGCAGCCCAAAUCCGGCCCCUGAACGCUCCCGCCAGCGCUUCCGAGGCUUCCGGUACCCGGAGGCUGCGGGCCCCCGCGAGGCGCUGAGCCGGCUCCGGGAGCUCUGCCGGCAGUGGCUGCGGCCUGACAUGCACAGCAAGGAGCAGAUCCUGGAGCUGCUGGUCCUGGAGCAGUUUCUGACCAUCCUGCCGGGGGACCUGCAGAGCUGGGUGCGGGAGCAGCACCCAGAGAGCGGGGAGGAGGUGGUGGUGCUGUUGGAAUAUUUGGAGAGGCUGCUGGAUGAGCCGACGCCGCAGGUCCCAGGUAGUGACCAGGAGCAAGAACUGCUCUGUUGUAAGGUGGCACUGUUGACAUCAGCUCAAGGGUCUCAAAGUAGCCAAUACCAGCCGAUGAAGGCUCUGCUCAAGCAAGAAUCUUUGGGAUCCCAGCCCUUACAAGACAGAGUUUUCCAGGUUCCUGGGCUUUCCCAGGGAGGGCGCUGCAGAGAAGACACAAAGGUAGCUGCCAGGUUCACUCCAGAGUCCCAGGGAUUGCUGAAAAUGGAAGAUGUGACCCUGACUCUCUCUCCUGGUUGGAGGCAGCUGGAUUCAUCUCAGGUGAACUUCUACAGAGAUCAAAGGCAGGAGAGCCGUAGCAGCCUGGUCUCCCUGGGUGGUGAAAUACAGACUAAGGUCAAGGACUUGCCUCCCGCUGAGAAACUUCCAGAAAAAGAGCCUGGGCAGAUACUGUACCACCUGGGUGAAGACAUUACCCAGAGUCCUACAUGUACAGAAGCUGGUGAACAGGAGGACAGGCUACAAAGAAAGCAGAAAAGUGCCACAGCGGGGAGGCGACACAUUUGCCAUGAAUGUGGAAAGAGUUUUGCUCAGAGUUCAGGCCUGACUAAACACAGGAGAAUCCACACUGGUGAGAAGCCUUAUGAAUGUGAGGACUGCGGGAAGACCUUCAUCGGGAGCUCUGCCCUCGUCAUUCAUCAGAGAGUUCACACUGGUGAGAAGCCAUACGAGUGUGAAGAAUGUGGCAAGGUUUUCAGUCACAGCUCAAACCUUAUCAAACACCAGAGAACCCACACUGGGGAGAAGCCCUAUGAGUGUGAUGACUGUGGGAAGACCUUCAGCCAGAGCUGCAGUCUUCUUGAACAUCACAAAAUUCAUACCGGCGAGAAGCCAUACCAGUGCAACAUAUGUGGCAAAGCCUUUAGGCGGAAUUCACAUCUCCUGAGACAUCAGAGGAUCCAUGGUGAUAAAAACAUUCAAAAUCCUGAGCAUGGAGAGCCCUGGAAAGGUCAGGGUAGGACUGAAAGCCAGUGGGAAAAUGUUGAGGCUUCCACGUCUUAUAAAUGUAAUGAGUGUGAAAGAAGUUUCACUCAGAAUAGAAGCCUUAUUGAACAUCAAAAAAUCCACACUGGUGAGAAACCCCAUCAGUGUGAUGCAUGUGGAAAAGGCUUCACUCGAACUUCAUACCUUGUUCAACAUCAGAGAAGCCAUGUAGGAAAAAAAAUUCUGUUACCGUGACCUAUGUUACGCAUUCCAAAGUUGGUGCUCAUUCUUCACUGAACUGAAUCCACCCUAGAGCCCUUACUGCCUACAGAAGUUGUGGACUGGGGCUUUAUUUACCACUAUACAUCAUCAGGUAUUAGAAAAUAUAGUUUGGCUGAGAUGAAUUAUCUUUUGUAUUCUAGAAAGUGAUUAAAAAAACUUAUUUGCUAGGAGGCCAUGGAAGAGUUGUUUGGAAGAGGUAGGAUCUGAAAUGGUUUGUUCUCACCCGUAAGACUUAAAUGACCUUCCAGAAUGGCUGCUUGCCCUCAGCCAGCAGUUUAUGAUGUCUCCUGGCUGAAUGGCUCUGAUCUGGGGGACUGCUCCUCUGACCAUUCUUUUGCCUAUAAUGAAUUCUUCAUGAGUUGGUCAGAUCCAUGAGGUCUUUUACCCCCCAUUGUGCCUUCUAUAUAGGUGCUAAUAAACAUUUACUAAAUGUAUCAGUAAAAUGACCUU